AUGGCCGGCAACCGGAAAAAGGCCUCCUGUGCCCGCCUAGUGGGCGCGGCCACCCCUUGGUGCGCUUCAGACUUCUCUCUCAGCAGUGCACGACAGUCCCUGGAUCCCAAGGCCAUUUCCGGUUUCCCCCGCAACAGCCAGCGCCGCCAGAGGAUGAACCGAAGAAAGGACGGACAAAGCCCAACAGAACUCACUGCAAUGUCAAUGCAGGAGCAGAGCGAGUACAAGUGCAUGUAUGUGCUCAUCUACUUAUUCCCUGAGAGGGCCAAGAACUACUCCUGGGUGCAUCCCGAACGCCGUCAGUUCGCUACUCGGCUGAGUAUGACCACAUUCUUCACCUUUGCUAGCAUUAAUUUGCUGAACAAGGACAUAGACAUUGAGGGGAUGCAGGAGAGGGCACAAGCCAAACGACAGGCUAUGGAGCGUGGCACUUGGGCGGGAGACAACAUCUGCAUGUAUUGUGAACGAUACGACCCAGAGAUGGAUUGUACAAGUGGUUGA
This is a messenger RNA of Microdochium trichocladiopsis, 501 nucleotides long. RefSeq lists its product as uncharacterized. The record is from RefSeq and is a predicted model, not a curated record. The transcript has 2 exons. NCBI's taxonomy places the organism in Eukaryota, Fungi, Ascomycota, Sordariomycetes, Xylariales, Microdochiaceae. Bases 1 to 501 code for a protein of 166 amino acids.